This is a messenger RNA of Marchantia polymorpha subsp. ruderalis, 1487 nucleotides long. NCBI's taxonomy places the organism in Eukaryota, Viridiplantae, Streptophyta, Marchantiopsida, Marchantiales, Marchantiaceae. The record is from the annotation of a GenBank genome assembly.
AGGAGAGGAGAGGAGAAGGGAGGCGACAGUCGAUUCCCGGUCGACAGAAGAAUCGAUUUGAUUUCACGGCGCAAGGAUUCUCCGAAAGCAGGAUCGAUGAGUCGAUUGGAGUUGUGCUCCAAAUUGUGGAGCAGUCGGUGUUCACGGGGCGUGCGCCGAGCUCUGGAAAUUGAUAGGCAUGUUUCCGUAGCUGCGUUCAGCAGAUCGAAUCACGAUGUGGCCGCUUCCGGCACAAAUCCUGAGGUGGAGAAGAUUCACAAUGAGCUUGUAGAAACCAUGAAGAGUCAGCGAAUUCCUCAGUCUGCUCUAGUUUUCUCACUUCUCGAAAACUGCUCCAGUCCUCAGGACGUCAAACUGGCACUGGAUGCCGUGGCCCGUCUGCGCACCACCAAAGCUGUACAAGGGCAGCAGCAGGCAAAUUUUGGUUCAAAGCUGUCACAGUCAGUUCUGGAUGCUUGUUUACGCGCGAAAGAUGCUGAAAAUGCACUCAAAACUAUCUGGGAGCACAAUAUAUAUGGAUUCACCGCUAGUUCAGAAUCUGCCAAUCAAAUUCUGGCAUAUGCAAGAGCGCAACAGGAUCUCGUAUUGAUGCAGAAGACUUUGAGAACGAUGUCUUUGAAUUCUGUGACUCCAACGCGAGCUACAGCAGAGAUUGCACUAAGGAUAUGCAAAGAACAAGGGAACCAUAAAUUGUUACAUAGCCUGGCCAAGGAGUUCCAUCAGAGUGGCCUGAAAUUCAGUACAGGUCUUUAUGAUAUAUGCAUAUCUACCUCGGCCAAUGCUGGAGAUACAAAACAUGCUUUGGAAGUGCAACAGUGGAGAUCUAAAUCCAAGCUCCCUUACACCACCGCCACAGCGUUUGCACUUGCAAAAGUACAAUUACUGAAACGGAAGCCGAAGGAGGCUGCACAGCUUAUUCAAGCCCAUGUCCAGGAGUCGGAAGAGAAGGACAUGUACUUGAGAAUUCUUGUUCGGGCGUGGCCAGUGGAGGUCUUGACUCGCAAGAAGAGAUCCGUGAUUGAGGCCAACUUGAGGGAAGAUGUCGGAGCUUUGCUGGAUGAGUUGAGAGCACUGGGCUGUAACGUGAAAGUGGACGUAGCUGAUUUUGGAACGGGCAAGGAGACAUUGCGGAAACCCGUCUAUGCCUGAUGCCUAGGCACGAUAUGUGGGACCGUAUCAGACCCAGAAAUACAAACAGUUUUGAUGCUACCGCAUGACAUUCUUUAUAGAAGAAAUUCCAUGAUUUUAGACUUGACACACAAGUCAUGCCGAGUCUUCAGUGUGCAAGGAAAUGUUACAAAAUUGAUCAGUACUCGUGACGACCUUUGUCUUAGUGCCCGCGGCCAUAUUUCAAUUCAUACCGGCCCUGUACAAAGUGUGCAACGAGUAGAUACGGAAAUGAAAGGAGGGUCUUCUUUUUAGACUGAUGUUCGACUUUUCUACAAAUAUUUCAAAGAGUAUCAUAAAGGGGUUCAAAAGUUCUUUUU